Cyclocybe aegerita is the source of this 2523-nucleotide messenger RNA. The record is from the annotation of a GenBank genome assembly. Lineage: Eukaryota; Fungi; Basidiomycota; Agaricomycetes; Agaricales; Hemipholiotaceae.
AUGGUCAGAACCAUCAUCAAAGGAGGCGUAUGGAAGAACACGGAGGAUGAGGUCCUCAAGGCCGCCAUUGCAAAAUAUGGCAAGAACCAAUGGGCCCGUAUAUCUUCCCUUCUUGUUCGCAAGACUCCCAAGCAGUGCAAGGCGCGCUGGUACGAAUGGCUGGAUCCAUCUAUCAAGAAAACAGAAUGGUCCAAGACUGAAGACGAGAAACUCCUCCACCUUGCAAAACUAAUGCCAACACAAUGGCGAACUAUUGCUCCCAUUGUUGGCAGAACAGCGACGCAAUGUUUGGAGCGCUACCAGAAACUCCUUGAUGAGGCGGAGGCGAAGGAAAACGAAGAGCUCGGCCUCGCCGGUCCUUCCGACGAUAUUGGCCCUAGUGUAGACGAUAUCCGGAGACUGCGUCCAGGCGAGAUAGACCCCGACCCAGAGACAAAACCUGCCAGACCAGAUCCCAUUGACAUGGACGAGGAUGAAAAGGAAAUGUUGUCUGAAGCCAGAGCACGGCUGGCAAACACCCAGGGCAAGAAGGCUAAACGCAAGGCUCGCGAGCGCCAGCUCGAAGAAGCUCGCAGGCUGGCGGUCCUGCAAAAGAAGCGAGAGCUCAAGGCUGCUGGCAUCAUCAUGCGUCAUAAGACCAAGAAAAAGGGCAUGGAUUACAAUGCAGAUAUUCCUUUCGAGAAGAAGGCGGCACCCGGCUUCUAUGAUACUUCAGAAGAGCAAGCUCGCGUCGCUGCUGCACCUGUCGGCCAAUCCCUGCGCAGACUCGAGAACAAGCGCAAGCCGGAGGAGGAAGAGGCAGAGAGGAAGAAGAGGCAGAGGAGAAAUGCUAACGGAAAGGAAGGAGAGCCAGGCCAUCAGACCAAGUUCAUCGCUGCCCGUGACGCACAAAUCCAAAAGCUUAAGGAAGCGGAAUCCAUUGGCCGGCGGAACAAGCUCAUCCUCCCUGAAGCCCAGGUUGGAGAAACAGAGUUGGCAGAUAUUGUCAAAAUUGGUCAGGCUGGCGAAAACGCAAAGGCUCUGGUCGGCAGCGGCAGUGAUGCUAGCGGGAGACUGCUUAGCGACUACGAGGGCCUGGAGGCUGCACGGAUGGCGAGGACGCCAAGAACAGCUCCUCAACACGAUAACGUUUUGAUGGAGGCACGCAACCUCCGAAAUUUGACUGCAGCGCAGACUCCUUUGCUCGGCGACGAGAACACUCCUCUGCAUGUUGGCCCAGGCGGCCUCUCUGGCUUCGAGGGUGCUACUCCUCGUCAUCAAGUCGCAUUCACUCCCAACCCUCUAGCCACUCCCAUGCGAGACGUAAUCACAGAUGGGUCCGCUACACCACGAGUGGUCGGCGUCUCUGCGACGCCCCUCCGAACGCCCCUCCGCGACAACUUGUCUAUCAAUCCUGAGGAUUACUCUACCGCGGUUGGACAGACACCGCGCGACCAGCGCCUCCGUGCCAAUUCCGCAAAGCGCACUCUCAAGGCCGGUUUCAUGAACUUGCCUAAACCAGAGAACAACUUUGAGUUGCUGGUUCCUGACGAUGAAGAUAUGGAGGAUGAGACUAACGACUCACUGUCGAUUGAAGAUGCUGCGGACAGGGACUCCAAACUCAAGCGUCUGCAAGAAGAAGAGGAACGCAAGGCUUUGGCCCGAAGAUCACAGGCUAUUCAGCGAGGUUUGCCUCGGCCGAGCAAUGUGGAUGUCUCUCUACUAUUGCAGAACCUCAGCGUGGAGGAUGAGGAAGAAUCAGAUCCUGCAAUGGCAUCUGCGCAACAGUUCCUCAACACCGAGCUUGCACAACUUCUCUUACACGACUCGAUCGCUCAUCCACUACCUGGGACGACGAAGUCUGGCGCAUCCCAGUCGACGUACACCAUGCCUGAUGACGACGCUCUUGAGGCCGCCAAAGCCGAGAUCCAUCUCGAACUAGCGACGCUAGUUGGUUUCCCAUCUGCAAAUCCUGCGCAAGUUCGUGAUGGCCUCCUCAAACUGUCUAAGACGGAAUCCAUUCCUCAUGACAUCUCAUGGGCCUCUGUCCGACAGAAGCUGGCUUACGAUGCCUCAACGAAGACCUGGGUGGACCCGUCCUCUCUCGAGUUCGAGGCUCGUGUUGCAGGAUACGAGUCUUUGCUCGCCGACGACCGCGAACUCAUGACGAAAGAGGCCAACAAGGCGGCCAAGUUGGAGAAGAAACUCGGUGUUACGCUGGGUGGAUACCAGAUACGUGCACAAGCCCUCGCCAAGCGGAUAACAGACGCCUUCGACGAGUUACAGAAGACCAAGGUGCAGCAUGAGGCCUUCUCGCGUUUGCGUGCCAACGAGAGCGCAGUCGGACCACGGAGAGUUGACACCCUUCGCGAGGAAGUCGAGAAACUCGAACAUAGGGAGAAGAUGCUUCAGAUGCGUUACGCCGAGCUGGUAGGCGAGAAGCAGGAUUCGGAGGCUCGGGUGACGAAAUUGGAGGAUAAAUUAAUGGCGGAGGCGGAGGCAUACAACGAAGCUCAACUCGCGGCAAUGGAGGAGAAUGUGUAG